AUGCAAAUGAAACUGAGAAAGAAGAAAAUCUUGUUAUUUAUAGACAACUGUUCGGCCCACAAGGACAUCCCGAAGUUGACCCAUAUUAAUCUCCAGUUCUUGCCGUGUAAUACAACAUCAAAACUUCAGCCCAUGGAUCAAGGGAUAAUACAGAAUUUCAAAACACUCUACAGACGGGAAGUGGUUAGACAAUACCUGAACGACAUGGAUCACCAAACUUCAACUAACAUCAACCUUCUCGACGCCAUGUGGAUGGUGAUGAAAGCAUGGAAUAAUGUUUCUCAACAAACAAUUGCAAAUUGUUUCAAAAAAAGUGGUUUCAAACUCAGUGUGCAAGAGGAAGCCACGGAUGAAGAGGAGUUGGAUAACCCGUUACCCACACAGCCUGGUUUGAAUGUCGAAGCCUCCUGGCCAAGAAUUCAAGAAGCAUUGGAUAUCAACAUCGAGUUUGAGGAAUUUGCAAACUUUGAUGAAGAUGUUGCAGUAUGUGGGGAGCUUACUGAUUAUGAAAUCAUCUCCAAAGUAACCGCAGAUCCGGAGGCAGAUGAUGACGGUGAAGGCGAGGAAGAAGAAGACGUCCAAGCUGAUGCAGCUGUUGCCGAUCGACUGGACCCUACUUCAGAAGAUGCUCGUGAAGCUCUGAACGUGUUGAAGUGUUUCUUUUUAAAGAAGAGUGCUGUAUCCGAAAAUACUAUGGAAUCCAUCACCAAGCUAGACUGUGCAUUGGACCAACUAUCACCCACUGUAUACAGUGAUGAACCCAGAAUAACAUUCCGUGCCCACAAAAAUGGAUACGCGUUCCGCGAGUGUUCCGUACCGCACAAAAAUGGAUACGCGUUUCGGGAGUGCGUUUAA
This is a messenger RNA of Nilaparvata lugens (brown planthopper), 855 nucleotides long. Its product is annotated as tigger transposable element-derived protein 6-like. The coding region runs from base 1 to 855 and encodes 284 amino acids. Gene Ontology annotation, molecular function: DNA binding. NCBI's taxonomy places the organism in Eukaryota, Metazoa, Arthropoda, Insecta, Hemiptera, Delphacidae. The record is from RefSeq and is a predicted model, not a curated record. Gene Ontology annotation, cellular component: nucleus. The transcript is spliced from 2 exons.